UCUCGUAACCGGAUUGUGGUAAGAUGACAGUUUCUUACACCGGUCAAGUUGCGACAUCAAAAGGAUUCGGAUGCUUCUGGAGGUUACUUCUCAGGUGGCGUGGGAGUAUAUACAAGUUGGUGUGGCCUGAUCUUGCUGUGUACCUGGUAGCCUACUACGGCCUCAGCAUCAUCUACAGAUUCGUCCUAGACAACGAAAAGAAACUGUUCUUCGAACAUAUAUGCGUCUACUGCGGCAAUUUUGCCGACCUGAUCCCUGUGUCAUUUGUGCUGGGCUUCUACGUAUCUGUGGUGGUGAAGCGCUGGUGGGACUCCUUCUCCUCUAUCCCAUGGCCGGACUCCUUGGCGUUUUUCGUCAGUGCCUUUCUGCACGGUCAGGAUGAACGUGGCCGUUUGAUGCGACGUACGAUCAUGCGCUACGCCAACCUGUCCUUCACCAUCACCUUGCGGUGCAUCAGUCCUCCGGUGAAAAAGCGUUUCCCUACACUUGACCAUAUUGUAGACGCAGGUUUGUUACUAGGGAAUGAACGUGACAUCUUCGACAAUCUGAAGAGUAACCAUGCGCCGUACUGGAUGCCUCUGGUAUGGGCGUCCAGCAUCGCAAGCCGAGCACGCAAAGAAGGGCGUAUUAGGGACGACUUCUCACUGAAGACCAUUGUCGAUGAACUGGCCAGGUACCGGAGCAACUGUGGUGGCCUGUUUAACUACGACUGGAUCAGCAUUCCUCUGGUGUACACGCAGGUCACUACGUUGGCCGUGUACAUGUUCUUUCUGGCCACGUUGUUCGGAAGUCAGGGGCUGGACCCUAACGCCGGCUACAAGGGCCAUGAGAUCGAUCUCUACUUUCCCAUCUUCAAUUUUCUACAGUUUUUCUUCUACAUGGGGUGGCUCAAGGUUGCAGAGACAUUGGUGAACCCGUUUGGAGAAGACGAUGACGACUUCGAGAUGAACUGGGUCAUUGACAGGAACAUACAGGUUUCGUACCUCAUCGUAGACGAGAUGCACCAGACCCAUCCAGAACUGCUCAAGGACCAGUACUGGGACCAAGUGAUGCCUCCAGAACUGCCAUACACUAUCGCUUCCCGACAGUUUUACUGUUUUCCUCACGAGGGUUCAACUGCCUGCAUGAUUGUCCCUCCGGGCAAAGCCAGCGUCGUUUCACGUGAUAAGCUGCUGUCACGGAGUCACAUAUCUGAAGAGAAUGACGAUGUGAAGAAUUCAUCCAGGGGUUCUGGUGGUGGAAGCACUCUGCUAUUAAGUCGAUCCCUGCAACAGAAGCCAUAUUGGCCGCUGCGUCUCUUCAGAAGGGAAUCUACAAAGAAUGUCGGUUCUGCACAGUCACUGGCGAAGCCGAACAGCAACGGUUGGACGCCCACAAGCCCUCGCUGCCCAACGGAAGAUAUCUUCCAUUUGUCGGAUAUUGAUGAUUCCAAGUCGCCGGAGGUGAAGAUAAGACGGAAACGUCGGCGUAAACACACAGCUAAGAAUGCAAUCAAAGGUGGUACUACAAUACUAGACAUGGAUCAAGAUGGCCCAUGCAGCGAACUGGACUCUUCUUCGGAAGAGCUCAGGAAGCUGGGCAUGGAGACGUCAGCAUCAGAUGACGCAAGUAUUCAAAGAGAAGGCAAUACGGACACCAAUCAGCCAUCCAUCAUCACGCAGGUCACCAGGGUAUAAUUUACUGGGGCAUUUCAGUGAUCCUGUUCCGCUGGAACGCUAAACCGCAAUGCAGCGGAUGGGAUGCACGGAAGAGCCAAUUCAAAGGACCCGAAAAUGGGUAAUCGCAAUAAACUGUGUGAUAUUUUUGCCCAAUACAUUCUGAAUAGACGUGUUUCUUUCG
This is a messenger RNA of Ornithodoros turicata, 1839 nucleotides long. RefSeq names its product bestrophin-4-like. The record is from RefSeq and is a predicted model, not a curated record. NCBI's taxonomy places the organism in Eukaryota, Metazoa, Arthropoda, Arachnida, Ixodida, Argasidae. Gene Ontology annotation, molecular function: chloride channel activity. The transcript is spliced from 15 exons. The coding region runs from base 24 to 1676 and encodes 550 amino acids.